UCUCCUCCAUUUGAACUCGCUAAACAAGUUCCUCUUCACCACCUGUAAAGAAAAGACACUUAGACGACCGUCGUGGGUGGACAGUUUUGAUUUCCAUCGUUUCCAAUUUAGUCAGACAUCUCAAGGAAAUUGUCAGUAUCUUGGAUUCAACUCUUAUGCGCUGCGUUUCAAGGUGUAUGUGAUCCCCUGUUACCUCUGAGCUCUGGUCAACCUUCUCCGCCUCGCCUCCCCUACCCUCUCUGAGGCCAGACUGUGAUCCAUGGCGCUGCUUGUGCGUUUCUGGAAGCAGUUGUUGAGGGUGAAAGUGGUGGACUGUAACUCAGACGAAUCACGACUGUCCCGAUGCCUCAACACUUUUGACCUGGUGGCCCUGGGCGUGGGCAGCACGCUGGGGGCUGGCGUCUAUGUGCUAGCUGGUGCUGUUGCACGUGAGAAUUCAGGUCCUGCUAUUGUGCUGUCUUUCCUGAUAGCAGCAUCAGCCUCGGUGUUGGCUGGCUUGUGCUAUGCUGAAUUUGGAGCCCGUGUUCCCAAGACAGGCUCAGCUUAUCUGUACUCCUAUGUGACUGUAGGGGAACUCUGGGCCUUCAUCACUGGAUGGAACCUCAUCCUCUCCUAUAUCAUAGGUACCUCCAGUGUGGCCCGCGCAUGGAGUGCAACCUUCGACGAGUUGGUCGGGAAGCGCAUAGAACAAUUCUGUAAAGAGUACAUGCCUAUGAAUGCACCAGGUAUACUAGCAGCAUAUCCAGACAUGUUCGCUGUAGUCAUCAUAAUCACCCUUACAGGUCUGCUGGCAUUUGGGGUCAAAGAGUCGGCAAUGGUGAACAAGGUUUUCACAUGCAUCAACGUCCUAGUCUUGUUGUUCAUGGUUGUGUCCGGCCUGGUAAAAGGAACUUUGAAGAAUUGGCACAUAGACCCCGAAGAGAUCCUACAUGAGAACAAUAUCAGUACCUCCAGCCUCAAUUUUACAGACACUUUACCAUCCAAAGAAAGUUUAGGAGUGGGUGGCUUCAUGCCAUUCGGUUUCACAGGCGUCCUUUCGGGAGCUGCUACCUGCUUUUAUGCUUUUGUAGGAUUUGACUGCAUCGCCACCACAGGUGAAGAGGUGAAGAACCCCCAGAGAGCCAUCCCUAUUGGCAUCGUGUCCUCACUGCUCAUCUGCUUCGUAGCAUACUUCGGUGUUUCUGCUGCUCUCACCCUAAUGAUGCCAUACUACCUGCUGGACAGCAACAGCCCUCUGCCUGUAGCUUUUAAAUAUGUGGGCUGGGGAGGAGCCAAAUAUGCUGUGGCUGUAGGCUCUCUUUGCGCUCUGUCCACUAGCCUACUGGGUGCUAUGUUCCCUAUGCCCCGUGUGAUCUGGGCUAUGGCUGACGAUGGGCUGCUUUUCAAGUUCAUGGCCGAGAUCAGCCCCCGCACCAAAACCCCGCUAACUGCAACCCUCACCUCUGGCAUAGGGGCAGCUAUCAUGGCAUUUCUGUUCGACCUCAAGGACCUGGUGGACCUGAUGUCAAUAGGGACUCUGCUGGCCUACACAUUAGUGGCUGCUUGUGUCCUGGUGCUCAGGUACCAGCCCGCGCAGCCAAGUCUAGGAUACGAGAUGGCCAAUAACCAGGAUGAGGUGGAAAUGAGCGACGGAAUCAGUGCCCCAAGUAUGGACAUCCUGCCCGGUAUGGAGGAGAGGUUCAGCUUCAACACCCUGAUGUUCCCGGACAACCCUGAGCCGUCUGUACUGUCGGGCUUCACUGUCAACAUCUGUGCCUCUCUCCUGGGACUGUUGAUCCUAGCCUUCAGUAUACUGGCAGUGCAGGGGGGCAUGGCUAUGUGGAAUAUCGUAGCCCUUAGUGUCAUCUUCAUGGCAUGUCUUCUCCUCACCUUUAUCGUCUGGAGACAGCCUCAGAGCAAGACAAAACUCUCCUUCAAGGUUCCACUGCUACCCUUCAUUCCAGUGAUCAGCAUGUUCGUCAAUGUCUACCUGAUGAUGCAGUUGGAUAAAGGCACUUGGAUACGAUUUUCAAUCUGGAUGGCCAUAGGUUUCCUGAUCUACUUCUGCUACGGUAUUCAUAACAGCGCCGAGGCUAAUGCGGCCCACUCGGUUCCAGACACAGAGAUGAAUGGCUUCAAGCGCGACCACGAUUCAGAGGCCAUGUCGGCAGAAAAGGAGGCUUUCCUUCACAACAGCAUUGAGGUCAGGGAAGAUGAAGACGGAGAUUUGUAGGAAGUACCAGAACAUACUGUACAUUUCAUGCUCCCCUGACGCCAGUCUGUCUGUGAGUAUUUUUGACAGGACAAGUCCUAGUCCCCUCACUGACAGUACUCCCCUUUUUGGAAGUUCAAAGUAAUGAUAAAUAACUUUGACUUCAAAUUCACAAACCUGUGACUUUCCCCUUCAGCUGCUGGGUAGAACACACAUAACUGGUGGUCAUUUACAUGCAAAAACAGGACUUCUGAAGACGUAUGUUGUAUCAUUUCAGUAUUUUGUUUGUUGUCCCUUUUGCUUGGCCUCAGGUUUAAACUGCCAUUAUCAUUUGGCUAUCUCAGGGGGGAGGGGACAUGUUGGAGACUUUAAACAUGUCAACGUUUCCUACAGGUUCAGGGAUACUGGAAAACUAUAAUAUUUGCUUCUCAUCGUGUUCGGUCAUCUGGACAGUGUUUGGGUUACAGUGCUGGCAGUAGAACUAUGUGCACAUGUGCAAUCAGCUUUUGUCCCGAUGCCAGAGACAGUAAUCUAUUUUCUUUUCUUUCAUUAUGUUAAAAUAUAAAUACUAUAUAGCCACAUUUUCCUGAACAUUAAAUCACAGUCAGUAUUAAGUACAGAUUGGUACCAAUAGCUACAUUCUCUUAUUGCAAAUGUGUGGACACUCUGCCAACUCUUAUGUGACUGAAAUGCUGCUCAAACAGUAAGAGCAAUACACUGCUUGUCCACUAUAUAAUUACUCUUGUUCUUUAGCAGAGGCAGGUGAUCAGGCCACUGGUUGCACCUAUAAGUGGACCAGCAGGGAGCUGUAGCCUGCAGUAUCCACGUGUCCAAUUGCAUGUCUAAGUGUUAGACAGAAACUGUUGUUUCAUUCUAGGUAAAAAAUUCCAGACAUAUACGAUUCAGAAGAGGAGAUCUUGAGCAGUUUGUUACCAGAUGUCUGCAUCUUCUUCUCAAUAUAAAAGACAGAUGUUACUGAUAUAUAUAAAACAUCAGGUGAAGACACUGACGGUGGAAGUCAGUUAAUGUCAUGUAACAUUAGAUGAUAGUAGAGUUUCACAGUGCUGGCUGCUGUGUCUUUUUGCAUCUGUACCUUAUAACAUUUAGUUUCUUUUCAAAUAAUACAGGCCAACUUUUUUUUCUUUUGAAUGUUUAGUUUGAGUUUUUAUUUGUUCCCUGUUUAUUUUACGCCUUUCUUAUGUGCCUUUUUAUUACCCGCUUCUUAAAAUGUGGUCGUUUCUAGUGUGUUUUUAAAAUCUGAUUCAGACUCAUUUUUACAAUGAGGAGAGUACCUACAAAGAAUUUGAUCAGGUACACACUUUUUUUUCUAUUUUUAGUUUGUGUUUGUUAAAAUAUAUAAUACUUUAAAAUGGGUUUCUCUUUCAUAACAUUAAAAAUAAGUAUUAUUUGGUUGACAUUUAGAUGACCAGUGUUCCCAUUAGCUGUAACCCUUUUAGUGCAUUAACUGUGGUUUUGGGAGUCCGUUACAACAAAGUAGCUGUCUAUAAGUAGGGACAUGUAUAAUUAAGAUUGUGUAUAUAAGAUAUUGUUUAUAUUUCUUGCAGUAAAUUAUUUGUAAAUUGGAGAAAAGGCUUUUUUGUUAUUUUUAAUGCCUAAUGACUUUAGUGCAUAACCAGUAGCAUCUGCCUGUGGGUACUUUGGUUAUGGCAGAUAUUACGUUGCCCUGCAAAGUGUCCAGCAUUGUGCUCUUUAUAUUGUGUUUACAUGAUGAUGAGUGCAACUGAAACUUUGUAUCCUCAGGGUUGGCAAUGUCAAUGCCUUCACCUUCUUUUGUCUCGACUUUUACCAUGAAUGCCUGAUAAACACAAAAAAGUGCAGUUACAAAACUAGAAAUACGGGACAUUGGCAUGACGACAGCAGAGCCAAGUUCAUUGGGGUCAUUGUCAGCUUUUUUGUAGCUGUUCACAGGGAAAGUGUAAUAAUCUGACAUCUAUAUUAAUUUGAUUAAUCGUACAUGACUGACUUUUCCAGCAGUUUAUGUAAUUUGUGAAAUUUACAGUUCAAAAGACAGUUUAGCAAUAUCUAACUUUGUUGGUACUUGCAGAGAUAAACUUGCAGUUUCACAGACAACCAAAGUAUUUACUGUACAUUCAAUUUUCAGUUUGAUUAACAUGAAGGGAUUCAUGUGAAAAUAUACUGCUAUCUUUUGCUACAUGUCAUGCCAAAUCUCAGUGUUUACGUCUGCAAUAAAUAUAAUAUACUCAUGUAUAAAUACUCUAUUCUGUGAUAAUAUAACUUCUGAGAAAGAGCUUCUUUCUCCUGUUAUGCUGCUUUAAGAUCUUACUGACCUUAGCCUUCCCCUUUACAUAUCAUGUGUGUCACAUUUAUAAGGCUUUUGAUGUUUCAAAUCCAGAACCAGUCAGUGUUGACGACUGGCUAGUUUAUGUUGAUAUCAUUUUGCUGUGAUUAGAUAACAUCCUCUUGCUACUUUAUGUUUUUUAUUGAUGCUUUUUGGUUGCCUUUUCAAAGAUUAUUUGUUGGUGCGUGAAAUUAGGUGUAAAUUUUGUUGGGGGAAAAAACUGUCUGUUGUAGUCACAUCAGUGGGUCACUAUUUAUCAAUGGCUUCUCAUUUUGUUAUUCAGCACUGUGGUUCCUUCCCUCCAUCCUCCCGUGAUGUUGCCUUUUAAGAGGGGGAAUCUUGUUGAGAUGCUGCAUUUACACACAAGGCUGCAGCUUUUUAAAAACAAACUUCAUAACUGUCAACAUGGUGUGUUAACCAAAUGUUUAUUCUGGAGAUCGUGGACAUUGUGAAUAUACUUGAACAUCCAAAAACUCAUGGUCCACUUAAUAGAACUGAGUUUUACACCAGUCUUUUUCAGCAGACAGAGUUGGUUCUGUUGUCAAUGUAUCAAUACCAACACGGACCGGGAAGGGAUCAAAGUUACUGACCAGGCAUCAGUAGAUAGAUGAAAGAGGGCAUUCAGUUCCAUACUUAUUGUAAAUCAGGUGAUGUUAAACUCCAUCUGUUGAGGAAGACGUCAAGAUGUGGUGAAAGCUCUGGAUAAAGCUAGAAAGUGAACCUUGCAUUCUGGUUUUAGGUAUAUUUUCAGUUAUACACCUAUAAAUGUAACAGACCAUCAUACAGUUUCCAGGUCACAGAUGAAACACUAAAAAAUGAAUUGUGACACAUUUAUAAUAUAAGAAAACCAGUGUGUGCAUGUAUAUACUGUAGAAGUUAAGGAUGCCUGUCAUUUGUUUUGGCUUGUGUCUGUUGUCCUUUUUGUCAAAAUGCUUCAUGCAUCAUUUCUGUAAAUAAAAACUAGAUUUCCAAAAA
Messenger RNA from Scomber scombrus (Atlantic mackerel), 5486 nucleotides. RefSeq names its product solute carrier family 7 member 1a (gene slc7a1a). Lineage: Eukaryota; Metazoa; Chordata; Actinopteri; Scombriformes; Scombridae. The record is from RefSeq and is a predicted model, not a curated record. Bases 260 to 2212 code for a protein of 650 amino acids. Gene Ontology annotation, biological process: transmembrane transport; amino acid transport. The transcript is spliced from 13 exons. Gene Ontology annotation, molecular function: amino acid transmembrane transporter activity. Gene Ontology annotation, cellular component: plasma membrane.